This is a messenger RNA of Ciona intestinalis (vase tunicate), 2436 nucleotides long. The record is from RefSeq and is a predicted model, not a curated record. NCBI's taxonomy places the organism in Eukaryota, Metazoa, Chordata, Ascidiacea, Phlebobranchia, Cionidae.
GCGUCACAAGAUUUUAAGCAACCAACGCUGUUUCUUUGCUCAACACAGAAAUAGAUACGAAACUCAUGCUGUGAAUAACCUAUUUGCGGGAUCGUAACAUCAGUCUGACGUUAGUAACAUGUCCAAACAGUUUAUUGCUUGCAUCAAACUUAUAAGGAACCAUAAAGGUAAACUCCAGCUAGUUGCCAUCACAGCCACAGGGUGUGUAUUUGGAUACGGAUGUUACUAUGCAAAUGUGAAAUUCCGUGAGAAACUCAACAUUCCAUCAAAUGUCAUCGAAAAUGAAAGAGCAAAAGCUUCUGUCUACAUUCACAACAAAUACUUCAACAAGCGCCAUCAUGACAACCCAAAUGUUGGAUACUUCAGUGGAAACACAAGACAAACAAUCAAAGAAAUCUUUCCAGCACCUCUCGCCAGGUUAAUUCUUCUGGUGGAUCGAAAAAGUGUUGAUCUUGCAGAAGAUUACAUAUCACCAUGGAGUGUAUUACGUGAGGCAUAUUCAAGAAACAAACAGAUUCGGUUGAAUGCUGUAGAAAAAAUGGCGGCUUAUACAGAAUGGAGUGAGGACAGAAAGAAUAGCACAGCUGAGGGCUAUGUGACUAACAGAAAGAACAAGCGUUAUAACUUUGAAGAACACGAGUUGGAAUCUUUUGACAUAGAUGCCGAAUACAGGACUAUUGCUCAAGCACUUGAUUCAACCACACUGGUUGGUCUAGCAAGGACCAACAAUGUGGACGAUCGAUUUUUUCUUCCACCUCCUGAGUUACCCCAAAAAGUCAAGAACUCUGAUGUUGAGGAUUUACUGAGGGAACUUCUGAUAAAACUUCCUCAGAAAGAUGUUGAGAAAUGUGUUCAAUAUUUCACGUCUGGCGCUCUUACUAUGUCUGAUGAACAAAAAAUGAAACGGGGUGGAUUAUGGUGUUUUGGCGGCAAUGGUUUAAACUACACCAGAGACAUCACGCCACAAGAAGAAGUGGAAUCUUUCUGUCUGCAGGCUUUAGUGAAGCACUCUAAGUUUGAGGAGCACUGUGAAGCUAUGGUUAAGUUAGGUGUGUUACCUCUGCUACAGAGAAUUCGUAAACUACGACCUAAUUCUCCAAAAAUACAACGUAAUAUCGUAAGGACAAUCAGCAACAUCUGCUUGUAUGAGAAGCUCCACCCACAAAUCCAUCAAUCAGGAUGGAUCACUUUGUUGGCUGAGAUAUCAAAGUCUGGUCACGCUUCUUUAAGGACACAGGCAUCUCGUGGACUUGCAAACCUUGACAGAGAUGCACUAAAAGACAAAUUCAAUGAUGGGGUUUAUGUUUUAUAUCCAAAACUUCGUUCAAAGUUAAAACCUGAAGCGGACAUCGUGUUCAUCCAUGGUUUAAUGGGAGGAGCAUUCUAUUCAUGGAGGCAACAGGAUGGUGUCAGUGGAGCUGAAAACACAACAGAUUGCUGGCCUGAGGAUUGGCUGCCGCGAGAUUUGCCUGGUUGCAGAGUUAUGUGUGUGGAGUAUGAUACAAACCUUAGUGACUGGAUGAACAGAUGCCCCCAUGAACCAGAGAGACAUACAAUAUCAUACAGAAGUAGACAUAUCAUGGAUAAAGUGUUAGCUGCUGGGAUUGGGGACAGACCAAUUGUUUGGGUUGCUCAUUCUAUGGGAGGUCUUAUCAUUAAACAUAUGCUGAGUGAUGCAAGAGAAAACCCAAAGAAAUACGGAAAAAUACUCAAAAAAACAAAGGGUGUAGUGUUCUACAGCACACCACACUUUGGAUCUCAAUUAGCAAAUUACUCGCGAAAAGUACGAAGGUUACUUUUUCCUUCAGUUGAAGUUAUGGAACUUAGUCAUGAUUCUCCCAAAUUAAAACAACUGAACAUCAAUUUACAAGAAUUAGUUGAACUUGAUAAAAUAAAAGUGAUGAACUUUGGUGAGAUGCAAGCAACUGAUAUUGGGUUAGGGCCUCGUAUUAGACUUCAUAUCGUGCCACCUGAAUCUGCAGAUUCCGGCAUUGGUGAAUUUAUUCUUGCUGAUAAAGACCACCUUAAUAUAUGCAAGCCACAAAGUAGACACAGCUCCAUAUACCAACAAACUGUUGCCUUCAUUCGAUCCUGUGUUACUCCCAAACGACCUGGAGAGGAAGAAGAAGAAUCAAAAAAGAUUGAAAAAGAAGCAAAUACAGAUGAUUUGCCGUGGUGACGUGGAAUUAACUGUUUUGAUCUUACAAGAAAGAAGAUACAAGAGGCAGCCUUGCAAAUGUGUCCUAUUUAACUUAGGAAAUUUUAUUGUUUUAAUUUUACUUUCCAUUAGUUCCGUGUUACUGUGAUGUACCCGCUUUCUUGCAUGUGUUUGCUGCUUUACAGGGAUUCAAGUCUUACUGCCCUAUCACUGUGUUUUGUGUGCGUAUUUUUCUGUUCCGGUUUCUGAUGAUUGCAAUUUUACCGUGUUCUCUUAUA